ACACACACAUGCUCGUGCUGAGCCCUCUCCUCCUGCUUGGCUACCGCGCCGACGCGCUCGCCGGCGGUGUCGUGCCAAGUAGCAAUCAGCCGCUGCGGCGGACGCCAGCGCCCAUUGCCGCUCUGCGGGACGCUCGCUAUCGCAAGUCGACUGACCUGUACAAGCGCCUCGAGCAGGGCCGCGGCGGUGGCCCGACCCGCCGCGCGGCGCCGGUCACGAAGCCCGUGCUGCUCGCGCCGGCGGGUGGCUGGCCGCAGGUCGAGGCGGCGAUCAAGGCGGGCGCCGACGCGGUUUACUUUGGGUGCGCCGCCGGCCUGAACGCUCGAGCGCGCGCGACCAACUUCGGCCUCGACGAGCUGCCCGCGCUGAUGGAGCGGCUGCACGCGGCCGGGCUCGAGGGGUACAUGUGCGUCAACGUGCUCAUCUUUGAGUCAGAGAUGGCGCAGGCGGAGCAGCUGGCGAGGACGGCCGAGGGAGCGGGCGUGGACGGUCUCAUCGUCCAGGACGUCGGCCUCGCCUCGCGCCUCCACGCCGUCGCUCCCUCGCUGCCGCUGCACGCGUCGACGCAGAUGUCCAUCUCGGACAGCGACGGCGCCCGCUUCGCGUCGGAGACGCUCGGCGCGCGCACCGUCGUACUCACGCGAGAGCUGUCGAUCGACGACAUCGCUGCGGUGGCGGCGGCGGUGCCCGGCGCCAACGUCGAGGUCUUCGUGCACGGCCACAUGUGUGUGAGCUACAACGGGCAGUGCUUCUCGUCCGAGUCGGGCGGCGGCCGCUCCGCCAACCGCGGGCAGUGCCGCAUGCCCUACGGCCUGAUGGUGGACGGCAGGCUGAAGGAGCUGCGCGACGCGUCGCACUACCUGCUCUCGCCGCAGGAAACCCUGCUACCCACUACUGGCGGUAGUGACGGGCUGUUGACCCCGUCUGAUGAAGACCUCUGCGGACUCGAGCAUGUCCCGCGGCUGUUGGAGGCCGGCGUGCGGACCUUCAAGAUCGAGGGGCGUCUCAAGUCGGCGGAGUACGUGUACGUCUCGACCCUCGCGUACCGCAGGGCGAUCGACGAGGCGUGGGGGGCGCGUGAGGCUGUCUCCGCCUCCCACACCGACGUCCUCGACGCCGCGGCGCGCGAGAGACGCGCCACGCCGCCGCCGCUCGCGCCCGACGCGCUGCGGCAGGAGCACGACGGCCACUCGGCCGGCUUCUUCGACGGGCCGCGCCACCAGACCUUCGUCCGGGGCCUCUCGCCGUCGCACCGCGGCGUGUGCGCGGGCACCGUCGUGGCGGCGCCGCGCAAGAACACCGUCCGCAUCUCGCGGCGCGUGGAGCUGAGCGCCGGCGACGGCGUCGCCUUCGGCGCAGCCAGCUCCGAGGCGGGCGGGAGGCUCUGGGGCGUGAAGAGCGAGGAUGCGUCCGCCGCGGAGGGCGGCGAGGCUGUGACGCUCGAGCUGGAGGACGCAUCCAAGCUGGCCGGCGUCCGGGUGGGCGACCUGGUGUGGCGCACGCAGCACGGGGCGCUGCAGCGCCAGCUCAAAGGGCUGCUUUCCGACCCCACCGCCGGGCGCGCCCUCGUCGACGUCGCGCUGGACGGCGAGAUCGGCGAGCCGCUCAACGUCACGGUGACCGACGGGCGAGGCCGCUCAGCGUCGUGCGUGACGGAGGCCGUGUUGCAGCGUGCGACCGGGACGCCGCUGUCGGAGCAGAGCCUGCGCAAGGCGGUGGGGCAGCUUGGAGGCACGCCGUUGGUGGUGAGGCAUGUGGACGUCGGCGGCGCCGUCGCCAGCGGCGGCGCUUGGCUCCCACUCUCAGCGGUCAAGGAGGCGCGUCGCAACGCAGUGGAGCGCCUCGUCGAGGCGCGGUCCGCGCAGCGCGUGGCUGCCGCCGCCGCGUGCGCUGCUGUCGAUGAGAUCGUCAUCGAUUUUCUCGAGCUCGACGGCAUUCGCGAGGGGCUCGCGGCCGCGCGGCCAAAGGCGACGGCCCUCUGGCGCGUGCUGCUGCAGCUCGACGGCGCCGACGCGAUCCUGGCGUACCUCGAGCUGGGCGUCGCGCGCUUGGCGCCGACCUUCGACCUCGACGCGGACCAGCUGUGCGCCCUCGUCUCGGCGCUGCCGCCGUCGCUGCGCUCUCGCAUCGAGCACUGCGUGUUUGCGCGCACCCUCUCCACGGGCAACUCGUACAAGGACUGCGGCCACCCUUGCACGCGCCACUCGCUCCACCUCGUAGACGGGCGGCAGCAGCGCCACCACGUGCUUGCCGACUCGGGCUGCCGCAACACCGUCUUCAACUCGCAGCCGCAAAGCGCAGCGCCGUACCUGGCGCAGCUGCGCGAGGCGGGCGUGCGGAACAUGCGCGUCGGGCUCGCCGGCCCGCGUGGGGAAGGGACGGCGCCGCCUCUCUUCACACCCUCCGGCCGUGAGCAGGCGCGUUGA
Molecule: messenger RNA, 2426 nt
Organism: Emiliania huxleyi CCMP1516
Lineage: Eukaryota; Haptophyta; Isochrysidales; Noelaerhabdaceae
Exons: 13
Coding region: 9-2426 (805 amino acids)
Source: RefSeq, a predicted model, not a curated record